AACAGAUUUCGUAACGGACAAAGUUCCCAAUUCUUUUUUUUUGCAUAAUAAGAUCUGAAAUCGGAGAUAGAAAAAAAAAUCACAUUUUUAUUUCCGCCGGAACAAAAAGCGAUGGUUCAGUGUAGCAACAAUCUCCUCGGAAUCCUCAAUUUCUUCACAUUCCUCCUCUCAAUCCCAAUUCUCUCCGCCGGGAUCUGGCUCGGCAAAAAUGCAGCAACCGAAUGCGAACGUUUCCUCGACAAACCAAUGGUCGUACUCGGAAUCUUCCUCAUGUUCGUCUCAAUCGCCGGACUCGUCGGUGCUUGUUGCCGUGUCUCUUGCCUCCUCUGGCUUUACCUCUUCGCUAUGUUCCUCCUCAUUCUCCUCGGCUUCUGUUUCACAAUCUUCGCUUUCGCAGUCACAAACCGCGGCGCCGGUGAGGUUAUAUCGGAUCGAGGGUAUAAAGAGUAUCAUGUCGCCGAUUACUCUAAUUGGUUGCAGAAACGUGUCAACAAUGCUAAGAAUUGGGAACGGAUCAGGAGUUGUUUGAUGUACUCUGACGUUUGCUCCACUUAUCGUACUCGUUAUGCCAGCAUUAACGUUGAAGAUUUCUACAAAUCUAAUCUUAAUGCUCUUCAGUCUGGUUGUUGUAAGCCGUCCAAUGACUGUAACUUCACCUAUGUGAACCCGACUACUUGGACAAAGACUCCUGGUCCAUACAAAAACGAGGACUGUAAUGUGUGGGACAACAAACCAGGAACUCUCUGCUACGACUGUGAAGCCUGCAAGGCUGGUCUGCUUGACAACAUCAAGAACUCAUGGAAAAAGGUGGCUAAGGUCAACAUUGUCUUCCUCAUAUUCCUCAUUAUCGUCUACUCUGUUGGUUGUUGUGCGUUCAGGAACAACAGGAAACGCAGUUGGUAAUAGAUUCUAAUGCGUUGAAACCAAGACUAAGGCCAGAGAAGAUAUCUGAAGUGUCAUCAUCUUACUGUCAAGUAAGUUAAAGCAGCAUUUAAGACAACUCGUUGAUCGCUUGUCUUGUGUGUGGGGGAUUGCAAUUUCAAUGUAUUUUCUCUCUUAAAUUUGCAACAUAAUGAGUUACAAAAGCACUUGCUUGUGCUUCUAUUUCGACUCUUUUGUGUGUUGAGUAGCUUAUACAUCUGUUGAGACGAGUGAGAUUUGUAAAAGAAGUUCCAUUUCACUUUGCGUUAUUAUCAUUUUCAUAUUCUUUAA
Molecule: messenger RNA, 1212 nt
Organism: Arabidopsis thaliana (thale cress)
Lineage: Eukaryota; Viridiplantae; Streptophyta; Magnoliopsida; Brassicales; Brassicaceae
Gene: TET7
Product: tetraspanin7
Exons: 2
Coding region: 112-903 (263 amino acids)
Biological process (GO): auxin-activated signaling pathway
Cellular component (GO): membrane
Source: RefSeq, marked reviewed